Molecule: messenger RNA, 12072 nt
Organism: Caretta caretta (loggerhead turtle)
Lineage: Eukaryota; Metazoa; Chordata; Testudines; Cheloniidae
Gene: TNS1
Product: tensin 1
Biological process (GO): fibroblast migration
Cellular component (GO): focal adhesion
Molecular function (GO): protein binding
Source: RefSeq, a predicted model, not a curated record
AAGCUGGAGUGACAGGGAAAGGAGGCAGGGACUAGCGGAGCGGCUGAGAAACACACUCGGGUGCUGCCUGCCGGAGAGAUGGGCUGGCAUCUCUUCUGGCGGGGCUGGCCCGGCUGCCCCACCGCCGCCCCGCGCCCUGGGCUGCCAUGCCCACGGUCUCGCUGAGCCUGCCGGGGGCCCGAACUGGCGACAGGAUGACCUGGGUUUGCUUGUCCUGCAUGCUCUGGCCCGAGGACCUGGAAGCCCCCUCCUCCCACACGUUCAAGGUGAAGAGCUUCAAGAAGGUGAAGCCAUGUGGGAUCUGCGGGCAGGCGAUCACGCGGGAGGGCAGCACCUGCCGAGGGUGCAAGCUGUCCUGUCACAGGAAAUGCGAAGCCAAGGCGGCUACCCCGUGUGCGCCUCCCGUCAACUCUGAGCUGCCAUCCAACGGGGAGAGCACCACCAAGCAUGUAGACGCCACAGAAUCCACAAAAUCCUCCAAAAGUGCCCAGCCACGAGGCAGACCUUCCAGGAGCGUGAGCAUGGCCCAGACCACAGAGGACAGCUGCGAGCUGGACCUGGUGUACAUCACCGAGCGGAUCAUCGCUGUCUCGUACCCCAGCUCGGCCGAGGAGCAGAACUUCCGCAGCAACCUCAGGGAGGUGGCCCAGAUGCUCAAGUCCAAGCAUGGAGAUAGCUACCUGCUUUUCAAUCUGUCCGAGCGCAGACACGACAUCAGCAAGCUGCACUCCAAGGUGCUGGAUUUUGGGUGGCCCGACCUGCACACGCCUGCCCUGGAGAAGAUCUGCAGCGUCUGCAAGGCCAUGGACACGUGGCUGAGCGCCGAGCCCCACAACGUGGUCGUCCUCCACAACAAGGGAAACCGAGGCCGGAUGGGAGUCGUGGUUGCUGCCUACAUGCACUACAGCAACAUUUCAGCCAGCGCGGACCAAGCCCUCGACAGGUUUGCCAUGAAGAGGUUCUACGAGGACAAGGUGCUGCCGGUCGGGCAGCCGUCGCAGAAGAGGUAUGUCCAUUACUUCAGCGGCCUGCUGUCUGGCACCAUCAAAAUGAACAACAAGCCCUUGUUCCUGCACCAUGUCAUCAUGCACGGGAUCCCCAACUUCGAGUCCAAAGGCGGUUGCCGGCCCUUCCUGAAGAUCUACCAGGCCAUGCAGCCAGUGUACACAUCUGGGAUCUACAACGUGCAAGGAGACAGCCAGACCAGCAUCUGCAUCACCAUCGAGCCUGGACUGCUCCUGAAGGGAGAUAUCCUGCUGAAAUGUUACCACAAGAAGUUCCGCAGCCCGACCCGAGAUGUCAUUUUCCGGGUGCAGUUCCACACCUGCGCCAUCCAUGACCUCGGCAUUGUCUUCGGGAAGGAGGACCUGGACGAAGCCUUUAAAGACGACCGGUUUCCGGAGUAUGGGAAGGUGGAGUUUGUGUUUUCGUACGGCCCGGAGAAGAUCCAAGGGAUGGAACAUCUGGAGAACGGCCCCAGUGUCUCCGUGGAUUACAACACCUCGGACCCCCUCAUCCGAUGGGACUCCUACGACAACUUCAACAUCCGCCGAGAGGACAGCCUGGAGGGUACGUGGGCUGGUCCCCAUGAGGCCCACAAACCUCUGGACACAGAGCUUGGGCACACUCAGGGGCCGCUGGACGGGAGCCUCUACGCCAAGGUGAAGAAGAAAGACUCGCUCCACGGUAGCACCGGCGCCGUCAACGCCAGCCGCGCCCCCCUCUCCGCGGCGCCCAACCACCUUGAGCACACGCUGUCUGUCAGCAGCGACUCGGGCAACUCCACCGCUACCGACAAGACCGACGAGCAGGCGGCGCCUGCCGGCGGCCCCCCAGCACUGACCCCCGAGGAGAAGCGGGAGCUCGAGCGGCUCUUGAGCGGCUUCGGCUUGGAGAGCGAAGCCCCCAUGCACAACCGCCACCCCGGGGCGGCGCCGGCCGGCAGCUCUGCCCUCCCGGGGCGCCACGUGGUGCCGGCCCAGGUGCACGUCAACGGGAGCGCCCCCGUCCUGGUGGCCGAGCGGGAGACGGACAUCCUGGACGACGACCUGCCCAACCAGGACGGGCAGAGCGUCGGCAGCCUGGGCACCCUCUCCUCCUGCGACGGCACCACCAACGCCAGCGAGUUUGGCUACCAGGAGGUGCCCCGGAUGGAGAGCCUCUCCUGCCUGCCCAACGGCCCGUCCAGCUUCGACGGCGCGGACAAGCUGCACAAGGAGGGGCUGUAUGACUCGGAGCUGCUGAUCAACGGGGGGUACCCCUACAACAACCAGAACACGCUGCGGAGCAUGAUGGGGCGACACCCCCAGCCCCUGCUGAGCCAGAUCCGGCCCUCGGUGUCUGCUCAGGAGAACCUGUCCGACUACCGGCAGCAGCCAGCCGGCUUCCCUGAGCCCGGCUGGCUGCAGCCCCGGCCGCCGGCCGCCACGCAGCCCUACCUGUACGGCUUUGACUCCAGCGACAUGUACCAUUCUCAGUCCUACCCAGCCGCCGAGCCGGGCCUCCAGCUCCCCCCGGCGCCGGCUCGGAGCACCAGCAGCCGGGAAGCCGUGCAGAGGGGGCUCAACGCCUGGCAACAGCUAGGCGGUGGCAGCAGCGGUGGGAGCAGGCCGCCCUCCCGUCAGCAAGACGGCGGCCUGGAAAGCCAAAGCCCUAGCGUGUCCAGUUCGAGCCCCCAGCCCAGCCCCUUGCCGGCGGCCCCCGCUCCGAGCCACAGCAUCCCUGAGUUCCCCCGGGUGGCCUCCCCGAAGGAGAUCGAGCAGUCGAUAGAAGCACUGAACAUGCUCAUGCUGGACCUGGACCCGUCUGUCUCAACGAUGCACAAGUCCCAGAGCGUCCCCGUGGCCUCCAGAGAGGAGCAGCCUGGCCCGGUGGUCUCCUCUCUGUCUGCCCAGCCAGCGUUGGGCCUUCCGAGCCAGGCGGCCCCUCAGGUGACCCAGCCGAGACCCAGCAACGCCUUUGGUGCCAUGCCGGAGAGCGUGUCCCACAAUGCCAUGGGCACCGCUGUCACCCAGCCCCCACCAGCUUCUGAACCGCUGUCCAAAGCCUAUCUGCCAGGACCGCCGGCCCAGGUGGGCCGGGGCGCUGGAGAGCCAGAGUCCAAGGCGCAGGAUUUUGGGGUGUCCUACUCACCCUACGGCUAUCAGAACCAGCAGCCUCCUGAGCCGCAGACAAAGAGCUACAGCCGCGCCCCGGGAAGCCCCCCAACCUCUUCCAUCCCUCUGGCAACAGCUUACAGCCCUGUUCGGCCUCAGCAGCCCCUGAUCCUGUCGCCCCCCUCUCCCACAGCGACAGCCCAAGUUCAGAUGCCCCUGAAGGGAGCGGAGCAUUACCAAGAGCCUGCUAGACCCUCGGAAGAAGAGCCCUUGAACCUGGAAGGGCUGGUGGCACACAGAGUAGCAGAGUACAACGCCAAACUCCAGGGCAUCCGGCAGAGCACGAAAGCCCCCCAUCUUCCUCUGCACCGACAAAGAUCCUUCUCCUUCGCUGGGGUGGAGUCACGGGACAAGUCCCCAGAGGAGCCCGGAGCGCCGAGCCGAAGACGCACGACCAGUGACGGCCAGUACGAGAACAGUCCCCAGGAGCCCGGCACGCCCCGGAGCCCCACUGCCCGAUCGCCGGUCCACAGCUUCUCGCCAGAGGUGGUCAGCAGCAUUGCCGCCAACCCGGGAGGGAGGCCCAAAGAGCCUCAUCUCCAUAGCUACAAGGAGGCCUUUGAAGAGCUGGAGGGGACCUCGCCAACCAGCCCACCCUCCAGCGGUGGUGAGAUCUCUCCCCCAACCCCUGCCUUUCCUGUCUCGCCGCAAACCCCUUAUGGUCACCUGCCGCGCUCCCCACCCGGCCUGGCCAAGACCCCGCUGUCUGCAUUGGGGCUGAAGCCCCAUAACCCAGCCGAGAUCCUGCUGCAGCCGGCGGGAGAGCUAGAUGGGGAGGCAGUAGUUGAAUCUGAUGAAGGUUCCAGGACCUAUGUGGAGUCGGUGGCCCGCAAGGCGGCGACGGGGGGCGGGGGGACGCCCCAGAGCCCCCCAACUCCACAGGCCUACAGCACUGAGACACCAAUGAGGAACGGGGCCUUCAUGAACUCCUUCACCUCCCCCAGCCCCAUCUCCACCAGCAGCCCCAUUCACAGCAUGGACGGGGUGUCGAUCCACAGCUACCCGUCGGAGAGCAGUGGCCACAGCACCGCCAUGCCCCCGCGGCCCUCGGCCGAGUCCAGCUCCCGGGCGCCGUCGGCACACAGCAGCUACCAAAACGCCUCGCCGGUGUCCUUCAGCCAGGGGGGCCCCGCGGGCUCCCUCUACGUGAGCCCCGAGUACCCCGAUGGCCGAGCCGGCGCGCAGCAAGACGCCCACACGAGGUCGCAGCCCCAGGUCAGCGUGGUGGGUGUUCACGUCCUGCCGGGGAGCCCCCACACCCUUCACAGGACGGUGGCCACCAACACGCCGCCGAGCCCCGGCUUCGGGCGAAGAGCACUCAAUCCUGGCAUGGCAGCCGCUCCCGGGAGCCCCGGCCUGGGCAGGCACCCCAUGGGCACCCACCUGGCUGGGACCCCGGGCAGCCCGAGCCUCGGUAGGCACCAGGCCGCGAAGGGAGGCGGUGCACCCGGCAUGGCCGGCAGCCCCAGCAUGGACAGGCACAUCAUGUACGGCUAUUCCACCCCGGAGGAGCAGCCCCACACGCUGUCCCGGCAGAGCAGCGCCUCGGGGUACCAGCCCCCCUCCACUCCGUCGUUCCCCAUGUCCCCGGCCUACUAUCCCGGCUUGAGCAGCCCGCAGUCCUCCUCCCCGGACUCCGCCACCUACCGGCAGGGCAGCCCCCCGCCGCAGCCGGUGCUGCCCGAGAAGAGGAGGAUGUCGGCCGGGGAGCGGUCCAACAGCCUGCCUAACUACGCCACGGUGAAUGGCAAGAUGUCCUCGCCCGUCUCCAGCGGCAUGUCCAGCCCCAUCGGCGGGAGCAGCGUGGCGUACCCGCACACACUGCCUGACUUCUCCAAGCUCUCGCUGCCAGACAGCAGCCCCGAGACGCGGGCCAACGUGAAAUUUGUCCAGGACACAUCCAAGUAUUGGUACAAGCCAGAGAUUUCCCGGGAGCAGGCCAUCACGCUACUGAAGGACAGGGAGCCCGGAGCCUUCAUUAUCCGAGACAGUCACUCCUUCCGGGGAGCCUACGGGCUGGCCAUGAAAGUAGCCUCUCCGCCUCCAACCAUCCUGCAGCAGAACAAGAAAGGAGAUAUAACCAAUGAGCUGGUGAGGCACUUCCUGAUCGAGACCAGCCCGCGCGGGGUGAAGCUAAAAGGAUGCCCCAACGAGCCCAACUUUGGAUGCCUGUCUGCUCUGGUGUACCAGCACUCCAUCAUCCCGCUGGCCUUGCCCUGCAAGCUGGUCAUUCCCGACCAAGAUCCCACGGACAAACCGAAAGAGGCAACCUCAGCCGCCAACUCGGCGACAGACCUGCUCAAGCAGGGAGCCGCCUGUAACGUGAUCUUCAUCAACUCGGUGGAGAUGGAGUCGCUGACGGGCCCACAGGCCAUCGCCAAAGCCAUCAGCGAGACGCUGGCCCUGGUGCCCAUGCCCGCAGCCAUCAUCGUGCACUUCAAAGUCUCCGCACAGGGGAUCACCUUGACAGACAACCAGAGAAAAUUGUUCUUCAGACGACAUUAUCCCCUCAGCACCGUCACCUACUGCGACCUGGACCCCCAGGAACGAAAAUGGACUAAAUCAGACGGUGGAGGUCCCGCAAAGCUCUUUGGCUUUGUGGCCAGGAAGCAGGGAAGCACAACGGACAACAUUUGUCACCUCUUCGCCGAGCUGGAUCCUGACCAGCCGGCCACCGCCAUUGUCAAUUUCGUGUCAAGGGUCAUGCUUGGCUCCGGCCAGAAGAGAUGAGCCGCUGGACACGGGUAGUUCUUGCCCUUGAAUUUUGGAGAAGGACUUGGAGUUGAUCCGAGAAGGAGCGCGAGGAAGUGCAUUGUGGGAGAGGGAAGUGAAUCGGGGGGAAACGGUCUGAAUUGUGGAAGAAAAAAAACCCUCACCCAAGCGUAACAAAACAAAACUAAAGGAAGCGAUGUCAGCGCAUUUCCCCACGCAGGGAAUGCGACCAGCGCAACGGCCAGGAGUCGGAGGAGUGGAACUGGGUUGGCUUUUGGAUCAGCGUCCCCGCGGGAGGUUUCAAGUGGCGAAUUCACCCCGGGUCAAAGUGGGAACGUUCGCGGCCCUGCCGUUUGAAAACCAACAACUCUGUUUGCAAAUGUCAGUCGUUUGUUUUAAACAACGCCCAUGUCUAACUAAUCGAAUGAAAGGCAGGUCUGCAGGACCACCCCCGCCCACCCCCCGCCCCCGGGGAAUUACCCAUUGAAACAGCUUACCAGGGGCUGUGGUGGGCUUUCUCCAUCACUGGCAAUUUUCAAAUCAAGAUGAGAUGUUUUGCUAAGAGAUCUGCUCUGGUUCAAACAGGAAUGAAUUCAGGGCAGAUCUCUGGCCUGUGUUACACAAGAGGUCAGACUAGAUCUCAGUGGUCCAUUCUGGCCUCAUGACCUAUGUGCUAGAACAGUGGUUUUCUACCUGUGCUCCGCAGACCCCGGGGCGAAAGGGGGAGGGGUCCACAGACUAUGUCUAAGAUUUCCAAAGGGGUCCGCACCUUCAUUUGAAAUUUUUUAGGGGUCCGCAAAUGAAAACAGGUUGAAAACCGCUGUGCUCGAGUGAUCAAGCAGGAAAACAAAGGAUGGUCAAUAUCCCUUUUAACCUUCCCUGCUCUGAGGUCUGCCACUCCUGCGUAUAUGAAGUGAGUGUGGGGAUGUGUCAUACAUGUAUAUUCACAGCGGUGGGGUUUAUAUAUAAGCCUGUAGCCCCCGAGCAACUCCCUUUGGUCUCUGUACUGCACGCCACAGCCCGUCAGGAUUUCCUGGCAGCAGAAGGGAGAGAACUCAGAUCCUCCUGCUCCAAAAAGCACAGGACCUAGGCCACUUGAGCGAAAGGGGAUGCAAGGUUAGCAGUAUGGGAUCUAUGACACACAGGUGAGCAGUUCUGAUUCCAUCCAGUACAGGGCGGUGGUGAUGCAUACACACUAGGCAGUUCUUACACACACACAGAGUUGUUUAGCAGGUUGCCUUCACUAACUGCAUUCAGGAGCAUGCUUUCCAAAGAUCAUCUUCACCGGAAAGAUCUUCUGGGCUAUAUACCAUAUAUAUAUAUACUGGACCUGCAGUACCAUACUUUACCCUGUAUUUUCACCUGCAGACUGUCACAUGUUCUCUUAAAAACUAACAUACCGGAAGCGGACACAGGUCUGGUCGAGCCUGGUCUCUACUCCUUCUGUAGACGUACAGGCGAUUUGUUCAUUGCAUGGACAUUUGGUUGCACGAAAGGCAAAUAAGUAUAAAGCAAACUCAGGCAUUUUUGGAGGCCACUAAAAGAAAAGACCCUGCAGUCUGUGGGCAGCUUUGGCUCUGCAUGAUCCUCUCAGCUGAUCCAAAAGCCAAGAGAUCUCAUGGCCGAAUUUCGUUCUCAGAUGCUCUGCCCUGUGGAGGCUUGGAGUGCUGAAUGUAUUGUAGUUUAGUAACAACCCAGUAGGCGUAAGCUUUGCUUUUGCUUCAGAAGGUCAUAGGCCCCAGACUUUGCACUGAAAUGCUAACUCACAAGAGAUAUCGACUAGUGUUGCAAAUGUGGAUAGAUGAGGCAAAGUUCCCAGCCUUGCAAAUCCCUGCACGAUCUCCUCUCUGCUUGGGCCUUUCCAUAGGGAACAAGAUGGUGCGGCAAAAAACGUGCAUUGCCCACAGAUACAGGGCUCGUGUCCUCUCUCUGACUCCACACUGGGCCCCAUGGGACGAUCUGUGGUUAAUAUCUGGCUCCGUGUAGCUCGGCUGAGAUAGGAGCCACCAGAGGACAGUCCAGGAAGUUAAGAGAUGUUUUUCGUUCUCCCUGGGGAAUGGCCAGGUAAAAUAAUGCAGGUUUUACCCCUUCCUCUGACACAGCUGAUAUUGGCCAAUCCCUGUGGCAGGAUAGCAGAUUGGACGGGCCAACACGUUCUUCCUGUGUGGUAAAUCUUAUGGGUCCAUUUUUCUUUUUUUAAUGCUUAGUUCAAGCUAGAGCUGAGACCCAAGCUAUGAACAGCCCCCCGGCCCAAACACUCCCCACUUCUGGAGGCGUUCCAAACCCAGAUCUGAUCUUCAGCUUCCGCCCAGCUCUGGGGAACCCUACAAAUUUGCAUUAACAGCCAACCUCCCAAGCACCUUUCUGGGGCUUUCGGAAAACCGUAACCAGCUUGAAUCACUCAGAUAUGGUCAGAGGUGUUAGGGGAGGGGGAAAUCAGGAAGCAGGAGAGAUAGGCCUUUCCUUGUUUGUGCCACAUUUCAGUGCAAGGUUAUGUGAUACAGGCUGUCUGUUAAUAAAACCAAAAAACACGGGAGAACUAUAAACCAGCUAAAAUAUUGCAACCACCUGGAUUCCCCCAGAGCACUCUGCUCUCUCAUACAGAGGCAGUGUCCUGAUAUAUAUAAUAUAUAUAUGAAAUAUACUGAAAAAUACUGUAAGCUAAUCAAAUUUUUAAAAGGGGUUAAAUUUACACAAAAAUAUUUAUUUUUUUGCCAUAUUGCUUUCUGUGUAUCUUACCCUCCUCCCUUAUAUACGGCCCCCCACCCCCCAUCCCCAUAUAGACUCUUGUACGUAUAACUCAUAAUAGAGUGUAACAGACAAACAUGGUUUAUUUCGGUUAUACUAGUGACAUGGGCAAGGAUCCAAGAGAGUGCAGUGUCCCUUUAGACACCCUUUAGACUGCCCCCAAGGUGCAAUGCGUAUGAUUGGUCCCCCACCUCUAACCCCUGCCCCCUUUCCCUGUUGAACAUGGACAUUUGCUAGCGCCUGGAGCAAAUUAGCAUGUGAGGCGUGUGAGUUUGAAACCGUUGCCAAGUGACGCAAGGGUUGGCGGCAUGCGCGGAUGUGUGCGACUGUGUGUGUGUGAGGGCCACAGCUGCGUGAGCGUGUGGAGGGCUCUUUCGUUUCUGGAUACCGUAGGAGGGUUAGAUUUGAGUCAGGGAGGUGUUGGGAGACUGGUACUGGGAUGGGGUGGGAGGGGUCACUUUACGACGUCCACCAGGGCCCUGUGUUCCAGCCCACCCUGUCGUAUAGCACGUUGAGAUAUUUUUAUUUUAAGUUGUUAAAAAGAAAUUCCCUCCUUCUGCAAAAUUCAAGCACGAGGAACCCCCUCACUUGUAACCUUCUCACCCUGCCAUUAACCAAUUAGACAAACACUGUGUUUAUAGAUAUUUAAAUAUAUAAAGGUAUAUUUUUUGAAAGUCUCUAUUUUUCAGACUUCAUUUUUCUCACAGCUAAAGCUAAUUUUAUUAUUUUUGUUUUAAUCUGCUGUCCUGCCCCGGGAAUUGGGGCUUGAGCCUUAAAUGCAUAUUUUCCCCCCAUAAAAUGAACCCGUAUUAAGGCAUCUAGCAAUCUCAUCUAUAAAGCAAUCACAGCAGAUCCCCAAUAACAACCGAACCCUUGCUUCCAGCCGUGGCCGGCAACGGCUCAUUGCUAACUCACGAGCUGAAGACGAAAGAUUUAGACGGGGUCAGAAUCUCUAACGCUAAAAUCACCAUUGAUUAUAUUUUUAACACAAAGCUAAUCAUCUUGCAAAUGACAUAGGCAGGCGUUUUCCAGCUUCAAUUGAAGAGCUAUUUUUUUUUUUAAAGUACAUUUUUUGGGUAACUUCUUUCUGUCAUCCCUGAUUUCCCGAGACAGACCAUCAGCUUGUGUAAAUCGGAGCCGUUCCACUGAUAUCUGUGAAGCUGCUAAGCCAGGCAAAAACCUGGCUUUACCGGCCAAGGUUUAAAUUUUUCUUUCCUAAAGGGACCGAGAAGAUUCUUUGUGUUUUAAAAAUGCAGUCACAGUAUUUGAGAUUAAUGCUGAUGCAAUUUAUUCCAGCAGAUGUAUCCUAAUAAUCACACUGCCGUUUUUUUCAGCAGCGGAUGUUAUAUCUCUCACACACGCAGACACUCACACCUACUCCCUGCACAAGGAACUGCAUAUAUUCUUGCCAAAGAUAGCCUUUAAAAUGCACUUUUCCCAGCCAGUUUUGUUUUGUAAAUUGAUUGUAUGUGCUCUUUUCCCCUCCCCCCCAAGGACCCCUUUGCUGUCGAUUUUGUUGUGUGUAUCAGUAAACUCUGAUUCCCGGAGCGGCUGGCUGAUGUUAAUUUUAUGUAACUCUGUGUUCCAGUAGAGUCGGAGAUUCUUAAAAUAGUUGACACAAGAUAUCCUGAUUUCUUUAGUCGCAGACUGAGUGAUGAGGACAGCAGGUCAGUCAAUUCUUCUCACGCUUCUCCUGGCCUUCCCUUCUCAAACCCCUUCUUCGGAAAAGAACCCCGGAGACAAAGCAACAUGCUGUAGUUGCUUGUGUCUGGUGGCAUUUCAACCAAACUGCUAUUUAUGUCUCCUCCAUAUCUUACUGCUCAAUAAACUUCCUCCCCACGUCCCCCAGAAAGGGAAAUAGAAAUGUCUUUGGCGUUCUGAUCCAAAAGCCGUUAAAGUAAAUGGGCGUCUUCCCAUUGACUUACGAGCUUUGACUCAGAAUCUUAAAUAUACAAACAUCCACUAAGCGCAUUGUCAUCCUUCAGUCCAAACGCCCUUUCAUGGGAUUGGAUCCAAAUUGGUCCUACCUCCCUUUUUAGCAACUGGCUAACCAACAAUGUUCCAAACUUUAGACAACUUUGGCCCUUCAUCCAGGGUGUGUUAUUGGCCAUAAUCGUGUUGAUCAGUACACCGGCAUUGAAUAACCCAGUAUCAAAACACUGGAUCUAGGCUUUGCGAUCUCUCCUGGAGCUCUUGUAGAGGUUGAUAUAAAAACAGAAUCUGUUUGAGCCAGCAUCCAUUCCUGGAACUGAACCAUUUCUGAGUUUCAAUAAACGCAGACCCUGCCUCACUGCAUCCCGUUUCCAUGUGGCCCUCUUUCCUGGCUGUAACUGGGAUUGGAGCUGCCAGCAGAAAAGCUCCUCUCACUGCACUGCAGCUGCGUCUCCCAGAACCUGUUGACACAGCCCAUUCUUGUGAGGUUCCCAAGUCCGGUUUUUCAGCUUAACAAGGCUUGGGUGAAGGAAUUGAUUUUUUAGGAUCUUAUCGGAACCAAACCAGUUUAGAGAUUUGCCCUGCACUGGUUAAUGUCUUUCCAGUCUGUUCCUUCCCCGCACCCGAAUCUGGUAAUGCAAACAGGAACUACACACAUACAACAAGAGAAAUCACUAUAACACAAGCCUCGUGCCCUCCCACCCCCCCAGUUCAUCCACAUAAUGGGGCCAGAUUUGGCACUGACUCACAUAACACCUUCCCCCAUACCGGGGUUUGAGGCUGAUCCUGCUUGCACUGAAAUCAAGGACAAAACUCCCUCUACUGGUGCAGAUCCUAAAUCCUUGUGGUUAAUGUUUGUAAAGCACAUUGAGUGCCUCCUUUAAAAGGCACUGCAGGUGUGCAAAGUAUUAUUUUAAAAAAACCCUCAGUCUCAUAAAUAAUCCAGAUGUCAAAAACCUGCUAAUCAAACCGACAGGAAAAUCGUGCAGCAAAGUGGGCUGGUAUUUUUUUGUUUUGCAAAAUCACUCUUUUUUUCAACAUUUCAUUUGCUGUUGUGUUGCUACCAUUGUCGAUUUGGGAAUGUUACAAAUGUAUUUGCUAAUCAGUGUUAACGAGCAGUUUAAAAUAACUUACCUUCAGUUUGCAUCAUGUCCGUUUUUUCAAAAAAAUGUAAGAAACACAAAAGAGGAAAACCAGAAUUUCCCAUUUCAGUGUAUUUAUAUCGAUGGAAAUAUACUUUAUAUUUUUCAUCUUUGUGCCCAUAACUUUGUCACUUGUAUAAAGGCGACCUGUGUUACUCAUUGUCCAUGUGUGAAUGCGCACUACACCCCUUCCCUAGCCUUUUCCCUCUCCUUUGUACAGAGGACUGAUUCUUUGCAGUUCAUUGUAUGGCUUUAUAAGUGAUAAAAGAAUCAAUUAUCUAUAAUAUACUGUUGCUUGGAAUGCCAGCGCGGUGUCUGGAUUGCUGGAAUUGUAUCUCGAAAUUUUAAGGGAGUGCAGGAAUAAAUGCUCUGUUCUUUUUGCA